Molecule: messenger RNA, 273 nt
Organism: Hyaena hyaena (striped hyena)
Lineage: Eukaryota; Metazoa; Chordata; Mammalia; Carnivora; Hyaenidae
Product: 60S ribosomal protein L36-like
Exons: 1
Coding region: 1-273 (90 amino acids)
Biological process (GO): cytoplasmic translation
Cellular component (GO): cytosolic large ribosomal subunit; ribosome
Molecular function (GO): structural constituent of ribosome
Source: RefSeq, a predicted model, not a curated record
AUGGCUGUGGGCUCCAACAAGUGCCACAAAAUGACUGAGAAGACAAACAAGCCAAGGCAAAGCCACCGCCCCAGGCGCCGCACCAAGCACACCAAACUCAUGUGGCACAUGAUCCGAGAGGUGUGUGGCUUUGCCCCAUAUGAGCAGUGUGCCAUGCAACUGCUCGAGGUCUCCAAGGACAAGUGCAUGCUCAAGUUCAUCAAGAAAAGGGUGUGGAUACACAUCCAGGCCAAGAGGAAGACAGAAGAGCUAACCAAUUUCCUACAGACAUGA